Messenger RNA from Hemibagrus wyckioides, 1192 nucleotides. RefSeq names its product TLC domain containing 1 (gene tlcd1). The record is from RefSeq and is a predicted model, not a curated record. The transcript has 4 exons. Gene Ontology annotation, biological process: membrane assembly; regulation of membrane lipid distribution; plasma membrane organization. Gene Ontology annotation, cellular component: plasma membrane. NCBI's taxonomy places the organism in Eukaryota, Metazoa, Chordata, Actinopteri, Siluriformes, Bagridae. The coding region runs from base 245 to 1000 and encodes 251 amino acids.
CCACAACAUGUGAGUGAGAGGAGAAGAGAGGAAGAAGAAAAGAGUUGCAGAAGAAUUCCAGACUCUUCCAAGUUUUCAGGGAACGAAAGAGUAAAAACUGCACUUAACAGCCAAUCACCCUACUUAGGAGGACAGGAGACACAGACAAAAAAACCCAAAACAUAAAUAAGGGAAAGCAGCCAGAGAAAGGGGAAAGGCAGCAGAGAGUUUACGAGGCAGGUAAGUAUUAGAGCAGGAGUGGAGGAUGGAUGGUUGGUUGAAGGAGGUGCAGCGUCGGCCCGUCCUCUGUGUAUUCUGCAGCUCACUGGCCUUCAGGCUGCUCCAGACACUGCUGAAAUUUUUGCCCAGACCCCAUGCUGUUAGGUGUGAUCCAUGGAAGAACUAUAAAUGGAAGAAUCUUUCCGUGUCACUCGUCCACUCACUCCUGACCGGCACCUGGGCCGUUUUCUGUGUGUUUCAGUAUCCAGAGAUGGUGUAUGAUCUGAACUUGUCCUUCACUCCUGCCUCAUAUCUGCUUGUCAUCAUCUCAACAGGGUAUUUUAUCCAGGAUGCCGUAGACAUCAUCAUCAGUGGGUAUGCACGAGAAUCAUGGGAGUUUCUGCUCCAUCAUGUUAUGGUGAUCUGGACUUUCCUGUACGCUGUUCUCACCUGGCACUACGUAGCUGGCGCUGUGGUGGCUUUGUUUGUCGAAGUGAACAGUAUAUUUCUGCACUUGCGCCUCAUGCUCAAAAUGGCUGGAGUGGCCCAAGACUCGCUCCUCUACACCAUUAAUAAGUUUAUCAACCUCACAACCUACAUCAGCUUUCGUCUGGGAGCGCAGUCCUACCUGACAUGGUACAUCCUCGUGAACUUCUCUCAGCUGGUCCAUGCUGGGUAUUUCCUGGUGUCUAUGAUGCUCAUGAACAUCAUGAUCCUCAUUUAUUUCUACCGUCUGCUGCGAACAGAUUUCUUCUCCAAGCACAGCCAUUCAAACGGUGUCCGCAAAUUUGUCCAGGACUGAGACGCUUCAUGGGGAAUAUCCAGAGUACUGACCAUUAGUCCGUCACUAAGAACCUCUGAAUGUUUACACUGGAUUCUGGUUUAAAAGGUUUUCAUUCCAUGCUGCUGACUACUAUACCACACGCCUCUGAAACGUGUAACCCAUUUUUAUCCUUACAGAAAAAUCACAUAAACCCUACAUGCUAACGUUUCA